Symbiodinium necroappetens is the source of this 594-nucleotide messenger RNA. Lineage: Eukaryota; Dinophyceae; Suessiales; Symbiodiniaceae. The record is from the annotation of a GenBank genome assembly.
GACCUUAUUGUGGUGCAUGCUGCUUGGGACGAAGCGUCAGCGGAGAAGCUGAGAAGCUUCGAUGGAAACGCCAUUGGAGCCUAUGAUUUCUUCGACAAGCAGAUUCAGGAAGCAAUAGUGGCAGAGAGUAUCACGGAUCAAGAUGAGAUCGAUAUGCGCGAGCAGAAUCUGAACCCCAUCAAGGUCAUGUCCUCCGGCUAUGAAGGAAAGGCUGCCGAACCCUUCUUCGCGGGUGGCAAGAUGCGGACUCUGGAGCGCCUGAGGUGGUGGGAAUCUUACGAGGCAAAGGAUGACAGGCUGGUGGUAAUCGGGCACUACUGGCGCCGAUUUCUGGACGAGGUGAGCCCUCAAGUCUCCGAGAAGUAUCCGAAAGGCUUUGCUCCGUCUGGUGCCGACAUGUUUCCCGGCUACUCGCCGAAUAGUUUGCUGGGGACAAAGAGGAAGGUAAUGUGCAUCGACUUCUCUGUCGGAGUACGAUACGAAGAGAGGGGCAUGGGUUUGCCGGAGGGCAGCUUGGGUACGGCGCUUACAGCACUGCGGCUCCCCGAGAUGACACUGCACCGGAAUGAUGCCAAAGUUCUGUUGUGCGGGUGA